UCUCUCUCUCUCUCUCUCUCUCUCUCUCUCUCUCAAAGUACAAAAAUUAUUAAUAAGACUUUUACAUGUACCUACUCAUAAAACAGAGACAAAACUUACCCUAAACAGAAUUGUAGCGCAGGAGGUGGAGGAAGAAGAGGAAUACCAAGACACACACACAGAUAUAUAUAUAUAUAUAUACAUAUAUAUCUUUAUUUUUUCUCUUUCUCUUUCUAUUACAUAUAUAGUCACGGUUUUGGUUAAAAAAAGGUUUUGGUUAAAAAAACUCUGAAAAUUUAUACAUAUAUAUAUAUAUAUAUAUAUAUAACAGUUAUAAUAUAGAUAAUAUAUUUAAUGGGGAGAGGUAAGGUGGAGCUGAAGAGGAUUGAGAACAAGAUAAAUCGACAAGUAACUUUUGCGAAAAGAAGGAAUGGGUUGCUAAAGAAGGCCUAUGAGCUCUCAGUUCUAUGUGAAUCUGAGGUUGCUCUUAUCAUCUUCUCCAACCGUGGCAAGCUCUAUGAGUUCUGCAGCGGUCAUAGCAUGGCCAAGACCCUUGAAAGGUAUGAUAGAUGCAGCUAUGGAGCCCUUGAAGUGAAACAGCCUGCAAAAGAUACCCAGAGCAACUACCAGGAAUAUUUGAAGCUAAAAGCAAAAGUCGAGCUCCUGCAAAGUACACAGAGAAACCUUCUUGGAGAGGAUAUUGAGCAUAUGGGAACAAAGGAUCUUGAACAGCUUGAGCAUCAAAUGGAUGCUUCAUUGAGGCAAAUUAGAUCAACAAAGACACAAUUAAUGCUUGAUCAACUUGCUGAUCUCCAAAAAAAGGAAGAAAUGCUGCUGGAAACAAACAACUCCUUGAGAAGGAAGCUGGAGGAAAGUAGUGCAGCUGUUCAACCAUCAUGGGAAGCCUGCAGGGAGCAAAGUCUAACAUACCACCCAGCUCAAACAGAUCAGGGAUUCAUUGAGCCUUUACAAUGCAAUAAUACAUUGCAAAUGAGCUACAGUUCGGCGGUUACCGACGAGGUUCAUGGAGCAACAUCAUCUGCAGCAGCACAAAAAUUUAAUGGGUUCUUCCCUGGGUGGAUGCUUUGAUUUUUGAAUUAUAAUUUCACUAUAAACUUAUUUCAUCUUCUUUGUUAUUGUUGUCCGGAAAAUACAACACAAUAAGCAGCUGCUACACUUCGUGUCUGGUGGCCCAAAUUAAACUUUUAAGAAAUUUGACUACUAGUAGUAGUACUGGUCGAGAAAGUGAUAUAUCUAUUCCCCAGCACCUAUAAAACCCACAAGCCUAGCUAGCUAGCUACAAUAAUUUGUGUAAUAUUAUUGAAUCUUCUAUAUAUAUAUAUAUAUAUAUAUAUAUAUUUAUAUAUACAGACACAUAUUAUCUAAUAAACUUAUAAAUAUGAUUUUACUUUAAAAUGCGUACAUGUGAGAUAGCAUGAAAUCUGCAGAAAUAUAUUAUUCAAAAAUAUAUAAAUUACGAGAUAUGUUCCUGAGAUUAUAUGUAAUUUUACAUGUAUGUAUUUUAUAGGGUGCGCGUGCGUACGUUCUAUGACAAAAGUGCUUAUAUGUAAUUUGCAUUGUUGUUCCUACAGUUUAUGUAAUUUUAGUAUAUUAAUAAAUCAAUUAAUUGCUUUA
Messenger RNA from Ziziphus jujuba (common jujube), 1614 nucleotides. Its product is annotated as MADS-box protein CMB1. The transcript is spliced from 8 exons. Bases 334 to 1068 code for a protein of 244 amino acids. NCBI's taxonomy places the organism in Eukaryota, Viridiplantae, Streptophyta, Magnoliopsida, Rosales, Rhamnaceae. Gene Ontology annotation, cellular component: nucleus. Gene Ontology annotation, molecular function: RNA polymerase II cis-regulatory region sequence-specific DNA binding; DNA-binding transcription factor activity, RNA polymerase II-specific; protein dimerization activity. Gene Ontology annotation, biological process: positive regulation of transcription by RNA polymerase II. The record is from RefSeq and is a predicted model, not a curated record.